Cygnus olor (mute swan) is the source of this 2323-nucleotide messenger RNA. It is a transcript of the gene ADAMTS4, whose product is annotated as ADAM metallopeptidase with thrombospondin type 1 motif 4. NCBI's taxonomy places the organism in Eukaryota, Metazoa, Chordata, Aves, Anseriformes, Anatidae. The coding region runs from base 97 to 2139 and encodes 680 amino acids. Gene Ontology annotation, biological process: extracellular matrix organization; proteolysis. Gene Ontology annotation, cellular component: extracellular matrix. The transcript has 8 exons. The record is from RefSeq and is a predicted model, not a curated record. Gene Ontology annotation, molecular function: metalloendopeptidase activity.
CUAGGAUGCUGGAGCUGAGGGCAGUGGAACUGGGGGGGUGCUGGAGCUGGGGGUGCUGGAGCAGAUGCCGGAGGCAGAGGACUCUGCACGUGCGGGAUGCCGGAUCCGGCGGAUGCUGGUGCUGGGAACGCCGGCCGUGCCGGACGCCCAACCGGGCGGAUGCUGGAGCCCACGGGACGCCGGCCGUGCCAGCGCUUCGCCUCGGUGCCGCGCUUCGUGGAGAUGCUGGUGGUGGCGGACGAGUCGAUGGCGCGCUUCCACGGCGCGGGGCUGCGGCCGUACCUGCUGACGGUGCUGGCGGCCGCCGCCAGGUCCUUCCGGCACGGCAGCCUGGGCAACGCCGUGGAGCUGCGGGUGACGCGCCUGCUGGUGCUGGGCCCCGACACCCCGGGGCCCCCCGCCACCUCCAACGCCGCCCAGAUGCUCCGCAACUUCUGCCGGUGGCAGCGGGACCUCAACGUCCCCGACGAGGACAGUCCCCUCCACUUCGACACCGCCAUCCUCUUCACACGGCAGGACCUGUGUGGGGCGGCCACGUGUGACACCCUGGGCAUGGCCGACGUGGGCACCGCCUGCGACCCCGAGCGCAGCUGCGCCAUUGUGGAGGACGAUGGGCUGCAGUCCGCCCUCACGGCCGCCCACGAGCUCGGGCACAUCUUCAGCAUGCCGCACGAUGACUCGCAGCACUGCGCGGAGCUCAACGGCCCCGCGGGCUCCUCGCGCCUCGUGAUGGCCCCGGUCAUGUCCUCGGUGCCGCCCGGCGAGAUGUGGUCCCCGUGCAGCGCCCGCUUCAUCACCGAUUUCCUGGAUAACGGCCACGGUCACUGCCUCCUGGACAAGCCCUCGGAGUGGCUGCGGCUGCCGACGGCGCUGCCGGGCGCCGUGUACCCGGUGGAGCGGCAGUGCCAGCUGGCUUUCGGCGUGGACUCACGGCACUGCGGGGACGUGCAGCCGCCCUGCGCCGCGCUCUGGUGCAGCGGCCGCGCCGGCGGGCGAGCCGUUUGCCAGACCAAGCAUUUCCCCUGGGCCGACGGCACACCGUGCGGGCCCGGCAGAGCCUGCAUGAGCGGGCAGUGCGUGGGCAUCGCCGCCAUGGAGGAGCUCAAUGUGAGUGCCGGGACGCUCCGGGUGGGACGCGGGCACCGGCGGCGCUUUGACGUUUUGCUUCUCCCCUCGCAGACCCCCGUGGAUGGCGCCUGGGGGCCGUGGGGGCCGUGGGGCAGCUGCUCGCGGAGCUGCGGCGGCGGCGUCAGCUUCUCCCACCGCUCCUGCACCCGCCCCGCGCCCCGCAGCGGCGGCCGCUACUGCCGGGGGGAGCGGAGCCGGUUCCGCUCCUGCAACGCCGGGGCCUGUCCCGGGAGCAGCCCCCUGGCUUUCCGGGAGGAGCAGUGCGCUGCCUACAACCAUCGCCCCGACGUCUUCAAGGGGCUGCCGGCCGCGGGGGACUGGGUGCCGCGCUACAGCGGCGUCCCCGAGAAGGACCGGUGCAAGCUGACCUGCCAGUCGCGCAGCCUGGGCUACUACCACGUGCUGGAGCCAAGGGUGGCCGACGGGACGCCCUGCUCGCCCGAGGGCACCGGGGUGUGCGUGCAGGGCCGCUGCAUCCCCACCGGCUGCGACCGCGUCAUCGGCUCCAAGAAGAGGUUCGACAAGUGCAUGGUGUGCGGCGGCGACGGCUCCACCUGCACCAAGGUCUCCGGCGUCUUCACCAAGCCCCGCUACGGCUACAACGACGUGGUCACCAUCCCGGCGGGCGCCACGCACCUCCUGGUGCGGCAGGGCUCGCCGGCGGGCAGCGGUGACGCCGGUGACAGCGGUGACAGCAUCUACCUGGCGCUGCGGCAGCCGUCCGGCGGCUCCCUGCUCAACGGCGGCUACGUCCUGGUGCCCUCGGAGAGCACGGUGACGCUGGCGGGCGGCGUCACGCUGCGCUACAGCGGGGCCACGGCCGCCACCGAGACGUUGGCGUGCCGGGGGCCGCUGCGCGAGCCGCUGGUGCUGCAGGCGCUGGUGGUGGACGAGCGGCGCCCGCCCCGCUUGAAGUACAGCUUCUUCGCCCCCCUGCGCCCGGCGGCGGCGUGGGAGAAGCAGAAAGCGGAGAUCUUGGCGAUCCUGCGGAACCGCCGGCGCCAGGCCUAGCGCUUGGGGUUAUUUAUUUGGUUAUUUAUUGCCCGCGGGGGCACCCACCCGUGUGUCUACCUCAGCCCCAACUCGGGCAGAGCGGGGCCCCCCACCCCCGGGCUGGCCUCGGGGGCCCCCCCGCGUGGUCCCUGUCUCUCUCAGCCACCCGCAGCGCGGCGGGGGGGUUAUUUAAAGGUAUUUA